Molecule: messenger RNA, 1940 nt
Organism: Hemiscyllium ocellatum (epaulette shark)
Lineage: Eukaryota; Metazoa; Chordata; Chondrichthyes; Orectolobiformes; Hemiscylliidae
Gene: atg4c
Product: autophagy related 4C, cysteine peptidase
Exons: 11
Coding region: 281-1702 (473 amino acids)
Molecular function (GO): protein-phosphatidylethanolamide deconjugating activity
Source: RefSeq, a predicted model, not a curated record
UGUCCUCGGAGAAUGGGGACGGCUGUGGCUUGAGCUUGGUUUUUCGGUUGUUCCCUGUUGUACGCUCAGUGUUGCUGCAUGAUUGACAAGGGAAGCCAAGAACAAAUCUGCGAUAAUCGUCUCCACUCGAACAGGGCGAUGUAACUCACAGUAACAGUGCAUUAUUUCACAGUGAGUUCUGUGCCUUGUGUUUGAUGUCUGCUCCAAUCUGGAAUAGAGCAAAGUAUUCCUGCAUCAAAAGAACAGAAACUGGAAUGGCAACAACAGCCAAAGGCUGAAAAUGGACGAUACCGAACCUGAUGAAGUGGAUAAACUGAAGGCGAAGUUUAUGUCAGCAUGGCACAAUAUGAAGUACAGCUGGGUUGUGAGAACCAAAACAAAUUUUAGCAGGAAUACUCCUGUCUUUUUGCUGGGAAAAUGCUAUCAUUUCAAGUCAGAGGGAAUGGUUGAAAGUGCGUCAGGCUGCAGAGAUGCAGCUACAAGCACGGAAAUGGUUUUGUGUAAUGUGAAUCAAUUCCGUAAAGAUUUCAUCACUAGAAUCUGGCUAACGUAUCGCCGUGAGUUCCCACAGUUAAAAGGUUGUACACUCACAACAGAUUGUGGCUGGGGCUGCACGCUGAGAUCUGGUCAAAUGCUUUUGGCCCAAAGUCUUCUGCUCCAUUUCCUUGGACGAGAUUGGCUCUGGCCAGAUGCACUUCAAAUGGUUACCUUAGAAACUGAGCUAUUCAAAGUCAAGCAACCAACAAUGUCUGAUGACUUUGCAGGUUUUACUUUCCUGCCACCUUUAGAAAGUCCACUGCAGGAUAUGAGUGAACAGCUGGGCUCAUCAAGUUAUGAAAAACAAACACUAAAGUUAAAUCCUGUUAGCACAGCAAACGAGGAUGAAAAGUUCCAUAGGAAAAUUAUUUCCUGGUUUGCAGACAUUCCAGCAGCUACCUUUGGAAUGCAUAAGUUGAUAGAAUUGGGAGAAAACUCUGGCAAGCGAGCUGGGGAUUGGUACGGACCAGCUGUUGUUGCCCACAUUUUAAGGAGAGCAGUGGAAGAUGCAGUGGAGCCCGAGCUGCAAGGAAUAACAGUUUACGUUGCUCAGGACUGUACAGUUUAUAUUGCUGAUGUAAUAGAAAAGCAUUUACAAGUUAUUGGAUAUGGAGUACCAAAAUCAUCAGACAGGACAGCUGUUGUUAUCCUAAUACCAGUGAGACUUGGAGGGGAGAAGGUCAACCUUGAGUACAAAGAGAUUGUAAAGGGGAUCUUGAGUCUUGAGUUCUGCGUUGGAAUUAUUGGUGGAAAGCCAAAACAAUCAUUCUACUUUGUGGGAUUUCAAGAUGAUAGUUUGAUCUACAUGGACCCUCAUUACUGCCAGUCAUUUGUGGAUGUCACAGCGAAGGAUUUUCCACUUGAGUCAUAUCACUGUCCUUCUCCGAAAAAGAUGCCAUUUAGUAAGAUGGAUCCUAGCUGCACAAUAGGGUUUUAUUCACACAGUGAAGCUGAUUUUGACAAAAUAAUUGAUGAAGUAACAAAGGUUCUGAAUUCACCAUCUUCCAAGGAGAAGUAUCCAUUGUUUACUUUUUCAAGUGGACAUGCUAGAGAUUAUGAUAUUGAUAAACUUUGCAUGCCGAAAACUGAUACAGCUGCACAACUCUCAGAGGUUCCAAGGAGAAAAUCAGAGAAAUUGAGUAAUGAGGAGUUUGUCUUGCUGUAACAGGAAUUUCAUGGUAAAUAUAGUGGGACUACCCUGUCAGUGCUGGCACCAGUGGGUGCCCAUUAAUACUGAUGUACAGAAAAAUCUGUAAUUAUACAACUAGAUGCUGUUCAAUUAAAACUAUUUUGCAAAAGUACAAAGAUAUUUUACUGUAUAUAAGAAAUGUAAUCUUACCUAAUAUGUUAGUUUCUGAAUAUGUACAAUGAAAAUAAACUUUUUAAAUUGAUUAUAAAUAAAA